UAAGCAAUCGCGCAGAGAGUUUCAGUAUUCAUUUCGCCUAAUGACUUAGAUGAGCGAAAAUCUCCCUCGUCCUUCCCGUUCGCUCACUCCUUUCUGGCGCGAUAUGAAACGCUGCGUGCCUCGCGGCAUGCCUUCGCAAUAGCAAUAGGCAUACCGAGACGUAAGGAAGGACAUGUAUUUCUUAUCGAGCUCCUUCUCGUUGCGGUGGUGCGCGGCCCUGACACCCUGUGGGAAGGCUGCUCCGGCCGGAGGUGACGCGAUCGCGCCACGCCUGGAGUCGCCACCCGUAACAGGCCUCACGGUCACUGUCGAGGACAUCGGCCAUUUCUUCUAGGCCGUCGUGUGCCGAAGGACAUGGGAUCGUGGAUUCUCAUUGCUGCAACGUUUCUAUGGGGCUGCGCCGGGCUCGGAAGGUCUGGGCCCGACAAGCUUCCGCUGGGCUCAGCAGACUCUCUCAAGCACAGAGGAUCCGGAAGAUACUCCGGAGGCAGAUCCAACAGUAACUUGUACAUAGGCGCUAUUUUCACGCCCUACUCACGGGAGCAGCAGACAGCCUACGAGUACACCAUGUACGAGCACAACCGGGGUGACUCGAGGUUCAAGGUCAACUCCUCCACGGGCGUGGUUCUGAAUGACGACCCCUUCAACAUGACCCGAGAAGUGUGCCACCAGAUGAGCCGCGGCAUCAUCACCGUGGUGGCUCCGAACGUGGGCUCAUCGUACGAGACGCUGGUGUCGCUGUCGAACACGUUCCACAUGCCGUUCGUGAGCACCUCGUUCCCCGAGAUGGCCACCUACCGGCCGCCAUCGUUCGGGGUGUCGCUCAAGCCAAACUACAUACCGGCCAUACUGGACGUCAUCAGUCACUACAACUGGUCCUUCAUCAUCUACCUCUACGACUCGGACGACGGUCUGCUGAAGCUGCAGCAGAUAUUCCACAUGACGGCUAACAAAAAGCUGGAGGUUCGCGUGGUACGACGCUUCUUCAACGUGUCCGACGCCAACUCGUUCUUGCACCAGAUGGAGCUGAACGACCGAGAGUCCCGCAAGUACGUCGUCCUCGACAGCACCGCUGACGUGGCACGUGACAUCAUCAUCAACCACGUGCGUGACCUGUACACCGGAAGGAGAAACUUCCACUUCCUGCUCACAAGCCUCGUUAUGGACGAGUACUUCAACAACCAGAUCCUCGAACUCGGUGUGGUCAACGUCACCGGCUUCAGGAUUAUUCAGGUGAACAAAGACGAGUUCAAACAGUUCCACAAACCUUGGGAGAAGCUAGACCACAGCAAAUGGCCUGGAGCUGGAACGGCUCACGUGUCCGCGGACGUGGCACUGAUGCACGACGCCGCCAAAGUGAUACUGGAUACGUACAGCCGCUUGCUGAAAAACAAGUCAGACAUCUUCCGCAACAACUUCCGCAGAGGGGAGGUCUAUAACCGAGGUAUGAAGGGCAUCGACUGCCAGAGCUGGCCGGCAGUCACGUGGGAGCACGGCAAAACCAUUGCGGAAUUUCUGAGAGAGACGCACAUAACUGGCCUUACGGGAAACAUAUCAUUUGAUGAACAAGGAAAUCGAGUGAAUUUUACUAUUGACGUAGUUGAGAUGACGAUGAACAGUGAGAUGGUAAAGAUUGCAGAAUGGAGUGACUCGUCUGGUUUACAUCCGCAUCCACCAAAGUACAAACGAGUGAAGCAAGACAGUGAACUAGAAAAUAAAACAUACAUUGUGACUAGCAUUUUGGAGGAGCCAUAUUUGAUGUUCAAAAAGCCCGAACCAGGGCAAGUCCUAGUCGGGAACGACCAGUUUGAAGGGUACUGCAAGGACUUGGCCGACCUGAUCGCCGACCAAGUGAAAGUUAACUACAUCCUGAAGCUUGUGAACGACUCCAAGUACGGGGGUCGCGAUGUCAACUCUCCUGCCGGAUGGAAUGGGAUGGUCGGCGAACUUAUCCGCCAGGAGGCGGACAUUGCUAUCGCACCCCUGACUAUCACGUCAGCCCGGGAGCGGGUGAUCGACUUCACUAAGCCUUUUAUGUCGUUGGGAAUCAGCAUCAUGAUCAAGAAGCCCAUGAAGAUGAAGCCCGGAGUGUUCUCCUUCAUGAACCCGCUGUCGCGAGAGAUCUGGAUGUGCAUCAUAUUCGCCUACGUGGGCGUCUCUGUGGUGCUCUUCCUCGUCAGCCGGUUCUCGCCACACGAGUGGCGCUACGAGGAGACCUUCGUGGGGCCCUCGGUGUCCAACGACUUCUCGCUUUACAACAGUCUCUGGUUCUCCCUGGGAGCCUUCAUGCAACAGGGGUGCGACAUCUGCCCCAGAUCGGUGGCCGGUCGAAUCGUUGGCAGUGUGUGGUGGUUCUUCACGCUCAUAAUCAUAUCGAGCUACACUGCCAACCUGGCUGCCUUCUUGACCGUCGAGAGAAUGGUCACGCCCAUCAAUUCAGCCGACGACCUUGCCAAACAAACGGAGGUCGAGUACGGCACGCUCUCAUUCUCCUCUACCCAAGAGUUCUUCCGGCGCUCCAAAAUCGCCGUGUAUGCGCGGAUGUGGGAGUUCAUGAACACCCGCAAGCAUGUCUUCACCUCCACGUACGAAGAAGGGAUUCGGCGCGUGCGCGAGUCCAAGGGCAAGUACGCCUUCCUCAUGGAGUCCACCAAGAACGACUACAUCAACGAGAGACACCCCUGCGACACCAUGAAAGUGGGCAGGAACCUCGACGCCAAGGGAUAUGGCGUCGCUACGCCGCUUGGCUCGAAUCUAAGGGACCGGCUGAAUCUCGCCGUUCUCAGCAUGAAAGAAAACGGAGACCUUGCUCGUUUAGAAAACAAAUGGUGGUAUGAUCGCAGUGAAUGCCGAAGCGGCGACAGCAAGGAGUCCACUCAAAACGAGCUCACACUAAGCAACGUCGCUGGUUGCUUUUACAUCCUUAUCGGGGGACUCGUGCUGGCCAUGGUAGUGGCCUUGCUAGAGUUCUGCUACAAAUCUCGCAUGGAAGCGGCACGGUCGAAGAUGACGAUGUAUGAAGCUAUGAAGGCUAAAGUACGAAUGUCCAUCACAGGGACACAACAUGGCGAUCGUGGAAGGGUACGGCAAGGCUCUCUCUAGUUGGGUGCAACAGAUGUACAGCCCCACAUCAAAUAUGGUCGGACCUGAUCACGGUAUCCUGGAACACCAUGCUCUCGCCGGAGACAACACCCACACCCAGGUCUGACCACAGUUAUGCCUCACGCUCACACCCCCGUGAAAAAAGACUCCCAAGCACAGAAGACCAGACAUUCGCGUGAACUCUGUGUGACAAACAUUUCUGGACGAGGCCCGCGAGGUGGGACAGAGAUCGGUACGUCGGAGCUGGGCUCCGAGAAAGUAUCAGCUGUGUUUGUGCGUUCGUGGGCCGACUCCAAUGAUUCUGAAGACGUGUGGAAGUUUACAGAGUAUCUAUCAAGGUUUUUAUCAAGCUUCUCUUCACGCUGAGCCAAUCGACACAUUCACGUGCUUCUGUGCAAUGCUAUGUCGCUUCAGUUCGCCCAUGGGCACAAUUAUUGCCAGCAAGAUCCUUGUUUCUGAUAUUCAUCUAGUGUUUGAAGAGGCGCUGACUAGAAAAAAAAAAGGAAAGUUAGAAAAGUAAUAAUCAGUCACGGAAUUUCGAGUUGACGAUGACGGACGAGAGUUUUGUCGCUUCGAUUGUAAGUUUGAACGCUUUUCCGCAUAUAAUAACUUGCGACCUACGUUCCGCCAUUUUGUGAAGCUCAAACAAUGUUUUACUGAGCUUACCAAAAGCUGCUGUUAAAUCAGACUGAAAGAAUGCCCAGUCACAUUACGUUACCGGUGAUUUCGCGCCGCACGUUUUCUUCUGUACGAACGCGAGCUCGUUAAUAUUUUUUUCAAAUAAAGCCCCCAUUAUAUUUCUAGAGGGGCGAGUGAGUGACCUAACGUGUUCUUCGAGACAACUUCCUCCGCAACUGCCUGCGAACUUCGAUAGGUGUGAAAAACAGGCCUCACUCUUCUAGCACGGAUACAUCAUUUCAAAGCACAGAAAUGACGACUGGCCUGUACGACCUCUUUGUACGAGGACAAAUUUUAGACACAUUUUUCGAAGACCUCAACGAGUUCAAAGCACAGCUCUUUCGAAGACCGUAUAGAAAGAUGAUACGUGUUCGUUAUUACUCAAACUUCAACAUUUUUUCGUGAUUUCUUCCUGGUUAGUCCUUACCCAAACGUAGGAAAAAAAGAAAGGCACCUGAAUCAAAACAAACAACGUUAUCGUUAAAGCGCGUCGCACUAACUAAACAAGUGAAGAGCAUCAAUAAACGCGACUCAUACAUUUUUACAGGGACUUCUUUUAGCCUAGACGAAUGAUACAGAGUCUUCGUUUUAAAUCACACGGACUUAUAGAAAAAAAGCUGUUGACGUAUUGUAGAUAUAUCGUUACCCCUCUCCCCUCCUGAUUUCUCGGGAACUCUUAGUAGAAAGCUAGUUUUAUCACUUUGAUUUCUGACCAUUUUACCCUGUUUAGAGUGCAAUAAGCAAACCUCUUGAUAUUAUUUGGUGGAAUAGCAACUUAAGACAUUGUUGUUACAUCACGAUAUCGCAGAGCUUGUUCGCCUGCGUUUCCUCAUGAAAGCACAAAUACUUUCGUCAGUUAGACCGUGCGCUUGUAUAGUUGAUACGCUUGCGUAACUUUCAAGACAGACACGGUGCUAGUUAAGUUUAGAACCACCUGUUUUAUGUAUGGUGGCUUAAGUCACCUUUUAUGAUGUCCACAGUUGGGUGCUCACAAUGUGUAGCUGAUACUUUAAAUAAAAAACGACAGCUCAUUAAGCUACGAUAAUUACUGCUAAUAUCAUUUAGAGCUGAUGAACUCUUGUUCAUCUCUACCAUGAAAUUAGUAGCCGUGACAGAUCAUGACCCACUAAGACUAUCACGUUCUCCUAAAUUGAGAUUAUUGGCACUAUGGCUCGUAAGGCAUUCGUGGUUCAAACGGAAAAAGUACCAACAAAUUUGUGAACCACUUGUGCCUGUUUUAACCUUCGUAGUAUUUGUCCCGAAAAGAGUGGAGUGAGUGCAACGCAAUUUAUAUUUCAGCAUAUAUUAGGUGUUUUUGCGAGAAGGUUUUCGCGCUUGUAUAGUAUUUGCUGUUAAGUGCUUUCGGUGAGCUCUUUCGUUCUUAAAUAGGCUGCGUGUCUCUUAUGGAGGUUAAACAUCGUUUUAAACACAUUCCCAUAAAAUUCACAUCUAAUAAGAAAGAUAUCUAGGAAAAUAUUGCUGUGUACAAUAAAGUUUCUUUGUUCCUGUUUCGUA
Molecule: messenger RNA, 5295 nt
Organism: Rhipicephalus microplus (southern cattle tick)
Lineage: Eukaryota; Metazoa; Arthropoda; Arachnida; Ixodida; Ixodidae
Product: glutamate receptor 1
Biological process (GO): monoatomic ion transport
Cellular component (GO): membrane
Molecular function (GO): signaling receptor activity; ligand-gated monoatomic ion channel activity
Source: RefSeq, a predicted model, not a curated record